Messenger RNA from Mesorhabditis spiculigera, 1686 nucleotides. The record is from the annotation of a GenBank genome assembly. Lineage: Eukaryota; Metazoa; Nematoda; Chromadorea; Rhabditida; Rhabditidae.
AUGGAGCGGAGGACAAAUGCUCUAGUCACUUUUCUAACAAGAACUCCGUUCCCAUCAGUUUCAACGUAUAUUGCGCUCUCGGCGUUUCUUUCUUCAGUGGCCACCGCCGCCCUACUCCACACUUUUAGAAAUCAACCCGGGUUGGAUGACCUUAUCAAGGAUGAACUACUCAAUAACACUUCAUUGGCUCCAGAACUUAUACAAACCUUAUCGGAAUAUAGCUUAUUUCGGGUUAUUUACUACGUGCUGUCGAACCAGCCACUUACUUGGGUCUUGGUUAAUACGUACUUUGCUUUUCUUGCCCUUGGAGCCAAGCUUCUGAUUAGAUGGGCGUUCCGCGAUUUAUCGAGACAGGAAGAAAAUUCACUGCGUCAAAGUUUUCUGAACUUCGUGCUGUUCCACAUAGUCUUCUUGUCGUUUGUCAUGACAUCUUCAUAUUCACAGAGAUUGUUGCCUUGGCUUUUCUGGCUGGGCGGUAUGGCUUUUCUCAGUGUUCUCCAUGACGUUGUGCACCAACGAUUCAAAUUCGUUUCCCCUUCCGCUGGCCGAUUCGGGGGACGCCUCUCCUGGGCAUGCUUCAUCCUAUUCGUCUUUUCUUCCACCAUUUUCGUAGCUAUCCUCCGCUGUAAAUCCAUGUUCGAUCCAAUUAUCUGGUAUUUUUUGCUGACCGAUGCUCUUCAUACCUUCGUCCGCGCUGCCCACGCUUUGGCGCGUUGUGUGAUCGCUUCCGGCGUCGUUGGAAGCAAUCCGGAUAAGAUACGGCACCUCACCUACAACUUGGAUUUGAUUGGUGGAAUCACCGCCGACGGGAUCCUGUUGCUCAAUUAUGCACGUCUGAUCGUCUACCAGCACCUGUCGUUGAACUUGACGACCAUGUACUUUUUCUACAAUCUUCGCCAAGCCUAUUUGUCUAUCACUGACGCGCUGGGGAGACAUAAGAAGCACAAGUUGAUCUUCACACAUAUUCAGUCAUCUUACCCGCUACUCGAAGAGCCAUCCAACGAGUUGUGUAUUGUUUGCUGGGAGCAGCUGAGUCGAGCCAGACGGCUGCCAUGCGAGCAUCCAUUCCAUGACUGGUGCCUGAUGUGGUGGCUCGAACAAGAUCCUUCUUGCCCAACUUGCCGCCGUCCCGUCUCGACGCCGCAGCCCGUGCAUGCGCCACCCGCUCCCCGCGCCGCGCAAAUGAAUGCCCAACUGCGAUUUGGUGGCCACGGGGUCGGCAACAUUCGGAUACCAGCAUUCUCCAUCGAGUUCUCACACAACUUCCCCGUGCUUUUUGCGCGUCAACCGGACGAGAGUCAACUCAACAACCUGGCGCAGCAGGUGCGCGACAUGUUCCCUCAAAUCGGGUUGGACCAGAUAAUGGCUGAUUUGCGCAUGACUGGUAAUGCCCAAGCCACCAUUGAAAACAUCUUAGAGGGUCGUUUGGCGAUGGUUCAAAUGGAGGUUGAGGAAGAAGAAGACGAGGAAGAGAUCGACGAUACCCCCAGGGUUGAUGAUAUUGUGACAGCUCAGGUUGAGAAUAUCUCACAUCGGGUACACACGACGUCUGUGUCGUCCGCCAAAGACUUUGACCCGGGCACCACAUUUUUCCAAAGAAGACGCGCAGAGAUGAUUGCUCAGCAGCGAGGACUCUAUAUUCGUUCCGCACGCGGUAGUGACCUGCUGGCACGCGGGAUCACCGAU